This is a messenger RNA of Talaromyces rugulosus, 4419 nucleotides long. RefSeq lists its product as uncharacterized. The coding region runs from base 1 to 4419 and encodes 1472 amino acids. The record is from RefSeq and is a predicted model, not a curated record. Gene Ontology annotation, molecular function: ATP hydrolysis activity; ABC-type transporter activity; ATP binding. The transcript has 3 exons. Gene Ontology annotation, cellular component: membrane. NCBI's taxonomy places the organism in Eukaryota, Fungi, Ascomycota, Eurotiomycetes, Eurotiales, Trichocomaceae. Gene Ontology annotation, biological process: transmembrane transport.
AUGGCAGACUCGGAUAACUCGUUCCCUGAAAAGGACUCGAUUUCCACCGAGGCUGGCUACGAAGAGGGCCGCGAGAACGUGAGAAGCUCCAACCCAAAAGGACUGUCGCGGACAGACACUGGCGUCGACGUCGACCGCGCCCAAAAGGACUUUGCCGAACUGAGCCAGCAGUUCUCCAACAUCUCGCAACAAGCACGCCGUCUGUCCAGACAGGCAUCCAAGCCGUCCAAGCACGAAGCUGUUCAUGAUGUCGAACAAAGCCCCAGCUCGGCCAGCACAAACGGCGAACCGUGGGAUCUCGAGACCGCGCUUCAUGGGUCACGGGCGGCCGAGAACGAGGCCGGCAUCAAACACAAGCACAUUGGUGUAAUCUGGGACGGCCUCACUGUGCGAGGCUUUGGUGGCGUCAAGACAUUUGUGCAGACAUUCCCCGACGCUGUGGUUGGCUUCUUCAACAUUUACGAAACCUUCAAGUCACUCUUUGGAUUGACCAAAGGCGGCGUCGAAAAUGACAUUCUUCGCGAUUUCCGCGGUGUUUUGAAACCCGGCGAGAUGGUUCUUGUGCUUGGUCGCCCCGGCUCUGGCUGCACCUCGUUUUUGAAAGUCAUUACAAACCAACGAUAUGGUUACACCUCCAUUGAUGGAGACGUAAAUUAUGGGAUAUUCGACAGCGAUACUUUUGCGAAAAAGUACCGCGGUGAAGCCGUCUACAACCAAGAAGACGAUGUUCAUCACCCUACCCUGACCGUUGGCCAAACCCUCUCUUUUGCUCUGGACACCAAGACUCCCGGUACGAGACCGACUGGAAUAACAAAGAAGGACUUCAAGAAAAAGGUCAUCCAAUUGCUGCUUAAAAUGUUCAAUAUCGAGCACACAGCCAACACCGUUGUCGGUAAUGCCUUUAUCCGCGGUGUCUCUGGCGGAGAACGCAAGCGAGUCAGCAUUGCCGAGAUGAUGGUUUCCUCUGCAACCAUCCUGGCAUGGGAUAACACCACGCGAGGUCUAGACGCUUCCACCGCAUUGGAUUUUGCAAAAUCACUGCGAAUAAUGACCAAUAUCUACCAAACAACAACCUUUGUUUCCCUGUAUCAGGCCUCGGAGAAUAUCUACAAGCAAUUCGACAAGGUAAUGGUUAUUGACGAAGGUCGUCAAGUAUUCUUUGGGCCUGCUGCUGAAGCUAGAUCUUACUUUGAGGGCCUGGGUUUCAAAAAGAAGCCCCGUCAAACUACACCCGACUACUUGACUGGAUGCACCGACCCUUUCGAGAGAGAAUAUGAAGAUGAUGUUGCAAAAGGACCAUCUAAUCCGGACGAAUUAGUCAAAGCCUUUGACGAAUCCAAGUACCGACAGCUUUUGGACGAUGAAAUGACCGCAUAUCGCAAUCAAAUUCAAGAAGAAAAGCAUGUCUACGAAGAGUUUGAAAUUGCCCACCAACAAGCCAAACGCAAGUUUACCCCCAAGUCCUCAGUCUACUCGAUUCCAUUUUAUCUGCAAAUAUGGGCAUUGAUGCAACGUCAAUUCCUCGUUAAAUGGCAGGACAAAUUCGCCUUGACUGUGUCGUGGGUGACGUCAAUUGGAACGGCUAUAAUAUUGGGUACAGUUUGGUACAAAUUGCCUACUUCCAGUGCCGGCGCCUUUACCCGUGGUGGUUUACUGUUUAUUUCCCUUCUUUUCAAUGCAUUCCAGGCGUUUGCAGAACUAGGGUCGACUAUGAUGGGCCGUCCGAUUGUGAACAAGCACCGUGCAUUUACUUUCCACCGUCCAAGCGCCCUAUGGAUCGCCCAGAUAUUGGUUGAUACAGCCUUCGCUGCCGUGCAGAUAUUGGUUUUUAGUAUCAUUGUCUACUUCAUGUGCGGCUUGGUCCUCGAUGCUGGUGCUUUCUUCACUUUCGUUCUGAUUAUUAUUACGGGCUACCUUUCAAUGACCCUAUUUUUCCGAACCAUAGGGUGUCUCUGUCCCGAUUUUGACUACGCCAUGAAGUUCGCAGCUGUUAUCAUUACUCUCUACGUGCUGACCGCUGGUUACUUGAUUCAAUAUCAGAGCGAGCAGGUGUGGUUGAGGUGGAUAUUCUAUAUCAACGCACUUGGGCUUGGAUUCGCUGCUCUUAUGGUGAACGAAUUCAAACGAUUGACAAUAACUUGUUCCGAGUCCUCGCUAGUGCCUUCUGGUCCAGCAUAUAGUGAUGUUGGCAUUGCUUACCAAAGUUGUACCCUGCAAGGAAGUUCCCCCGGGUCCAGUGUUAUUCCUGGUUCUGCUUAUCUUAGCGCAGGCUUCAGUUACGAAGACGGCGAUCUUUGGCGCAACUUUGGAAUUAUCAUCGCCCUGAUUGUCUUCUUCCUGUUCACCAACUCCUAUCUAGGAGAAGUCGUUAAUUGGGGUGCUGGCGGUAGAACGAUCACGUUUUAUCAGAAAGAAAACGACGAGCGUAAAAAGCUUAACGAGGAAUUGAUGACCACAAAGCGCAAACGUCAGGAUAAAGAACUGGAAGAAUCGUCUUCGGAAUUGAACAUUACUUCCAAGGCGGUGCUUACGUGGGAGGAUCUGAAAUACGAUGUCCCAGUCCCAGGCGGCACGCGAAGACUACUGAAUUCGGUUUUCGGCUACGUUCAACCUGGAAAGCUCACCGCGCUAAUGGGGGCUUCGGGUGCUGGAAAGACGACUCUGCUUGAUGUGCUGGCUGCUCGAAAGAGUAUUGGUGUUAUCGCCGGUGAUAUUUUGAUCGAUGGAAAGCCUCCUGGUGCAUCCUUCCAACGAGGCACGGCCUAUGCGGAACAGCUUGACGUCCACGAGUCAACGCAAACAGUGCGAGAGGCGCUACGCUUCUCUGCCGAACUACGCCAGCCUUAUCAUGUUCCCUUGUCUGAGAAGCAUGCAUAUGUGGAAGAAAUUCUGUCUCUUUUGGAACUUGAGACCCUUGCAGACGCUAUCAUUGGGUUCCCCGAGUUUGGUCUAUCUGUGGAAGAACGUAAACGUGUUACCAUUGGUGUGGAACUAGCAGCCAAGCCUGAACUUCUCCUGUUUUUGGAUGAACCAACGUCUGGUCUUGACAGUCAAUCUGCGUUCAAUAUUGUUCGAUUUUUACGCAAACUUUCGGCAGCAGGUCAGGCUAUUCUCUGUACUAUCCAUCAACCCAACUCGGCACUGUUUCAAAGCUUUGACCGACUCUUGCUUUUACAGAGAGGCGGUGAGUGUGUUUACUUUGGAGAUAUCGGACAAGACAGCCAGGUCCUGAUUAACUAUUUCCGGGACAAUGGAGCCGAAUGCCCUCCCGAUGCCAACCCGGCAGAAUGGAUGCUAGAUGCUAUCGGUGCUGGCCAAACCCCUCGUAUCGGAGAUCGUGAUUGGGGUGACAUUUGGCGCGACUCGCCUGAGUUGGCAAAGACUAAAGCGGACAUUGUCAAAAUGAAAAAAGAUCGGAUAGCGGACAACAAGGAGGACGGUGAUAAGUCUAAAAAGGAGGUUGAAUAUGCCACGCCCACUUGGUUCCAGAUUAGAACGGUCGUUCGGAGAACUAACUUGGCUUUCUGGAGAUCCCCCAACUACGGAUUUACCAGAUUGUUCACCCAUGCUGCCAUUGCUCUGCUCACCGGUCUUGCGUUCUUGCAAUUGGACGACUCACGAUCUUCACUUCAGUAUCGAGUUUUCGUCCUUUUCCAAAUUACUGUCAUUCCUGCCAUUAUCAUCCAACAGGUUGAGCCCAAGUACGACAUGUCGCGUCUUGUCUCAUAUCGAGAGUCUGCGUCAAAGACGUACAGGUCGAUUGCAUUCGCCACAGCUAUGGUGGUUGCUGAGGUUCCCUACAAUGUGCUCUGCUCAGUGGUGUUUUUCCUUCCAAUUUAUUACAUCCCCGGCUUUAUGAGCGAGUCGUCCCGUGCAGGCUACCAAUUUUUUAUGGUACUGAUCACCGAAUUCUUUGCUGUGACCCUUGGUCAGCUGAUUUCCGCCCUGACUUCGUCGUCCUACAUUGCAUCCCAACUCAACCCUCCGUUUAUCAUUGUGUUUGCGUUGUUUUGUGGUGUCGCGAUUCCCAAGCCCCAGAUUCCCAAAUUCUGGAGAGCCUGGUUGUAUCAACUGGACCCAUUUACUCGUCUGAUUGGAGGAAUGCUUGUCACCGAGCUCCAUGGCCGUGAGGUUCACUGCACACAAGCUGAACUAAACAGUUUCCCAGCCCCAGGCAACCAAACCUGUGGUGAAUACAUGGAGCCAUACUUUGCAGCUGGCGGGCCUGGUUACAUCGUCAACAAUAUCACCCAGCUAUGCGAGUAUUGUGCAUACAAGGUCGGAGACGAGUUUUACUCGCCUUUUGAGUUGAGUUUCGAUAAUAGAUGGCGUGACCUGGGUAUUUUUGCUGCAUUUAUUGCUAGCAACAUUAUCAUCCUUUUCAUUGGGUCGCGCCUGCUCAACUUCAACAAGCGUUAA